CUUUGGACGCCGUGGUCGCUGCGCGCACGGCGUCGACGCAUCGUUUGUGCAUCGUCUGGAGACCCUAACACUCCCAGCUUUCAGCGGCAAAAGCAGCGAUUGCAAAGCAUGGCUCUGCUCCGCUGCACCACCCGGCUUGCUCUGCGGACGCCGCGCCGCCAGCUCGCAGCGGUGCCACAGACGGUCUCCGACGACGAAUUCAACAAAAUAAAGGACGAGCUCACGUCCUUCAUGCACGACCGCAUUUACCCGAACGAGCAGCUCUUCCUGAAACAGAGCCACGAGAGCCGCUGGACCAAUGGCAAAGAGUGGACUCAUCCCCCUCUCAUCGUAGAUUUGAUGCAAGAAGCCAAACAGCGAGGCCUCUGGAAUUUAUUUUUACCGGCAGACAGCGCACAACUCGCACCGAAGGGAACGCAUUUGGGGAGAGGCCUGACGAAUCUGCAGUAUGCGGAUCUGUGUGAACUGAUGGGCACGUCGGUCCAUUUCGAGUUUGCCGCCACAGCUUGUAAUUGCGCGUCGCCCGAUACGGGAAAUAUGGAGACCAUCGCAAGGUUCGGUAAUGAGCAACAGAAGGAAAAGUGGCUCUCCCCAUUACUAGAUGGAUCGAUCCGGUCGUGCUUCGCGAUGACGGAGCCCGACGUCGCUAGUUCUGAUGCUACAAAUAUCAGUAUUGAUAUACGAGACGAUGGGGAUGACUUUGUGGUGAACGGGCGGAAGUGGUGGUGCACGGGCGCCGGAAGUUUACAUUGUAAGGUCAUGAUUUUGAUGGGCAAGACCGACCCUGACGCCAAAGCGUUCGCGCAGCAGAGUAUGUUGUUAGUUGACCUUGCCAAUACUGAUGGGAUUGAGUUGGUGCGACCUCUCACAGUAUUUGGGGAUGACGAUGCCCCAAAAGGGCACUUCGAGCUUUCAUUUACUGAUGUACGUAUUCCCAAAUCAAAUGUACUGUGGCAGCGGGGCAAGGGCUUCGAAAUUGCGCAACGUAGACUCGGUCCGGGCCGCAUCCACCACUGCAUGCGCUGCAUCGGGCAGAUGGAGCGUGCUUUAGCGACCAUGGCGCAAAGAGCUAUGAAGAGAGUAGCCUUCGGCAAGCCUUUGGCUGCUCGUGAUUCCGUAUUGGAGGACGUCGCGCGCAUUCGGUGUGAGAUAGAUGGCUGUCGACAUUUGGUGAGAGAAGCUGCAUCACUCAUGGACCGCAAGGGCAACACUGAUUUGGAAACGCGGCAGCGGUUAUCCUUAGUCAAAGCUCUGGUGCCUCAUACCCUACAGUCUAUUGCUGAUAGAGCCAUGCAAUUACAUGGGGGCGCGGGCGUGUCGGGAGAUACACCAUUGACGCACAUCUGGGCGACGGGCCGCGGUCUCCGGUUGGCCGAUGGCCCCGACGCCGUCCACUGGCGCAAGGCCGGCCAGCUCGAGUUCGAGCGGCAGCGGGCAAGCCCGCUCGCGCCCUACGGGUCCUACGCCCCGUCUCGGGACGCGCCUUCCUUCCGGUCGACGACGGACCCGCUCUCGGAGGAGGCCGCGUCGUUCUUGGUCGAGUUCGAGGCGCUGAUGAAGAGCUCGUGAUCUCGGGGAGCUUGUUGCCUACGCGCACGUCGUCGCGGUGUCGCGGCGAUGGCGUAUUCGGUCUAUCGCUGCGUCUGCCCGAUGGCGUGGAGGAGGACGAAGCGCUAGCUUUAUCAUUGUGUAACGACCGUAUAGUUAGCAGGC
Messenger RNA from Pelagomonas calceolata, 1713 nucleotides. Lineage: Eukaryota; Pelagophyceae; Pelagomonadales; Pelagomonadaceae. The record is from the annotation of a GenBank genome assembly.